Messenger RNA from Salvia hispanica, 3649 nucleotides. RefSeq names its product protein NLP6-like. Lineage: Eukaryota; Viridiplantae; Streptophyta; Magnoliopsida; Lamiales; Lamiaceae. Gene Ontology annotation, molecular function: protein binding; DNA-binding transcription factor activity. The record is from RefSeq and is a predicted model, not a curated record.
UUUACAACCAUUUUUCACUUUCAAAACACUUUCUCUCAAUCAUUGAGUUUGAGAUGGAUGAUGAACGCAGAGGUGUGUUGUCAAUCUUAAGCGGCGGAGACGAUUGGUUUGCCUGGUAUUCUUCAAUAACAGAUUUCAAGCCGAAUUUGGGAGAAGAGGAUUUGAUACAUGAGGAAUUAGCAGGAGGAUGGGUUUUGUAUGAGACACCAUUAAGCCAACUCAAGAUCAUGUCUCUGCUCAGAUUCAUUGCAUCUUCAAGAAAUUGGAUGGUACACUUCCAUUGUUUGAUGCAAUUUUGGAGAGUCGUGAAAGUGGAAGGGAGCCAUCACCAUCUCUCUUGUUCACACCUUCCUUUUUAUGUUACAAGUCUCAACAAGGGAUUAUGUAGGCUCCGGAAGCUAUGUAUCAAUCAGGAGUAUGUUGCCGGAGGAGAUGAUGAGAAGCAGCUUGGAGGCGUGGGAUGGGUGUACCGGAACAGGCUACCCGAAUCCACACCGGAUCUAAGACUAUACUCCACCCAUGAAUUUCCGAUGCGGGAUGAAGCUGCUCGCUGCGGUUUCAGAGCUUACAUGGCACUGCCUCUAUUUGAUUCCCACACAUUUCAAUUCUACGGUGUGUUGGAGAUCUUUCAAAGAUAUAAUUCUCUUCAUAAGAUGAAUCAUUUGCUAUCUGUGCUGGAUGGAGCACUGCAGUUCGCAGGGUUGAGAUCCAAUCACAAAUCCAUUGCUAUUACAAAAGAAAUGAGGCAGCCUGGAAGUGAAAUAUCACAGGUACUUGAAUUGGUUAUGGCGACAAUCCCGCGAAUAUAUCUGGCACAAGUUUGGAUCCCUUGUAACAAGCAGUGUGUUAACAUAUUCACCAACUUAUGUUGCAUGGAGAUGGUAUCCUUCAUAGAUUCUCAAACUAAGAUAUUCAAUUCGUGGUCUGAUAUUGAUGUUGAUAUGCAUGACUAUCUUGAAGCUUGUGAAUUUCACAAUCUUCAAAUAGAUCUUCACAGUUUCCAUUCAACUUUAUGUGGUCUCACCAUAUCUGAAAAUUCAACGGCCCACUAUGUCCAACGGGCUAGGAUGUCCCAUUUUAUUGCAGUUUCUCAUAAGAGCAAUGACAAUAACUUGUAUUGCGUCAUUCAAUUUUUUCUUCGAGCAAAGUAUACACGAGAUGAUCAUUCUCUACACUUGCUCUUAAGGAUACUAGAGAUCAAUCUCAAGAGUGUGAGUGUAAUGUUUGUCUCUGGAAAACAACUUCUAGAGGAAUAUGUAAGGCCGAAUGCAAUUGAAUGCGAGUCAAUCGAUACUUUCAGUUUGAUCAAGUCUUACAAGCAAAACUUUUUGGAGUUAGAUGUGACAACAUACUUGAAGACGAUCGACUCAUGUUACCUAAAACCUUCCUCUACGGGUACGGACAAAGGAUGGAUUUUUUGCUUGCCAGCUGAACAAAGCGUAUGCGAAGAACAUGUUGAAAGUAACUCGUGGUUGGUCAAGAUGAAGAUGGAAGGUUUAAUGGAGAAAAUAGCAACAAAAUCUUCGAAACACAAUAAUUGGAUAGUCCAAUUUUGGGCGCCCAAAAUGGAGAAUGGUAGGUGUUGUCUGAAAACUUUAUAUCAACCUUAUGCUGUUAGCUAUCUUGCAAAGGGUGUAGCUUCCUUUAGGAAACAAUGUAUGGAAAAUUACUAUUUUGUUGAUGACGAAGCCAAACAAGAUGAACUCGGACCCCCUGGACGUGUCUUCAGAUUCAAACAUCCUGAAAUUAGUCCCGAUCUCUUCUACUACACUAGAGAAGAAUUUCCAAUGAGAAACUUUGCUAUGGUUUGUUGCAAUCGAGGAUACUUGGUUUUACCCGUAUUUGAGAAUGAAGGUAUAGGAAAUCACAAGAUUGUGGGUGUGCUAGAGUUCCUAGGAUUUUAUCAUUCUGACCUUCCAAUCAUCGAAAAACUAAUGAAGGCAACAAAACUAUGCUCGACUCACAUAGACUACCACCCGAGAUUCUUAGCAAAUGAACCUGCCAAUAUUUUCAAUGGCACGGAAAAAGCUUUGCGAGAAAUCCGUAAUGUCCUUAUCCUAAUCAACGUCAUUCCCCAACUCUAUAUGACAAAUGUUUGGGUCCCUACGAGAGAUUGUGGUGGUACUACUAAUAGUAACAGGAGUUGCAUGGAGCUGACAUUUUCUACUAAUGAUUUCAUGAAAUCUAUGGCUACAAAUUCAGUUCACGGGAUUCAUGUUCAAGCCAGAAAAGGAAUGAUUGGGAUGGUAUUGGCAUCGGAAAACAAAUCAUGUUUUUGUCCAAAUUUAAGUGAGUUUAGCAUAGUUGACCACCCCAUGUCACACUAUGACAUGAGGGAUCGACGUGAUGUUUGUUUUGCAAUUUGUUUGCAAAGUUCAGAUACCGGUAACCUUGUUUAUGUUAUGGAGUUUUUUCUCUACCAAGGUCCUGCAACACGUAUGGAUGUUGGGUCCUUCUUGAGCCUUCUAUUGCCAAUAAUAAAGCAUGCAUUAAGAUCAUUUAAGCUGGCAUGUGGGAAACAUCUAGGAGAAGAGCUGGUGGUUGAAGUUAUUGAAUUUUCUGAUGCAAACAAACUUGAUUCCUCUGAAUUAGAGCCAGCAUGUGUGUAUCCAAUCAUAUUUAAAAGUGUGCAGUACAAUCUAAAAGGAUGCCAUCACACUGAAGUACAACUACCGAAUGAGUAUCAUCAUAUCGAAGAAGAACAACAUGCAGAAGAAUGCAAUGAAGAACAACAAAAUGUGUACCAUCAUGCCGAAGAAGAACAACACGCCAACGAAUGCCCCGUUGAAGAUUCAUAUUUCAAUGCACGAGAAAGAGAGAAGCGAAAAAACUCUCUCAAUCUUAGCACUGAGGUUCUCGAAUCACAUUUUGGGAAGAAGCUAAAAGAUGUUGCAAAAGAGCUUGGUGUUGGAAGGUCAACAAUAAAGCGUGCGUGCAGGGAACAUGGCAUUCGGAGGUGGCCAAAUAGGAUACAACACAAGAAAAAUCCAACCCUUAUUGGAGAACAAAGUGCUGCAGAUUCAGAGCAAGACAUGUUGCCAUCAACCGACAACUUGCAUCCAUUGGAUAAUGUGACACAAACAAACACGGGAAAGGUGAUUGUAAAGGUGAAGUAUAAAGAAGAUAUAAUAAAAUUUGAGUUGUCUCUAUCAUUAUUAGGAUUGGCAAAGCUUAGUGAAGAAGUGGCGAAGAGUCUAAAUCUGGAGAUGGGUAGUUUCAAGUUGAAAUACAUGGAUGAAGAUGGUGAUGAGAUUUUAAUAAGCAGAGAUGUUGAUUUGCAACUCUGUCCAAAGACUCGAACGACAAAAGGCGAGACACUCAUCCAACUGUUGGUUCGAUGACUAAGCUCUACUUUUUUCUUUCAAUCCAUUUAUGAACAAGCGUCUUUGUAAGUUUCUGGACUGAUUUGGCUUACACAUUCUGCUCUGUCAAAACUUUGUUUGUAUCUUUCUCUUUAUAGGAUCUACAGUAUUUUACAAUCUAUUACUCGAACAGAUCUUGAAUUAGUUCAUUAACGAUUAUCUUUAUACAUAUGUGUAUCGGUUUCUAAUCUUCAAAUAAAUGUUCUUCCUCUGUUCAAAUAAAUGUUCUUCCUCCUAUGCUAUACAUGCUGCAUUGUUCAUAAUUAAAAGGAUCUGUGUUAUUUCUA